ACCAUCCCCCCAACGUAAGCCCCUAAUGAGAUUGGCCGUCCCCGGAUAUCCCAUUAGAUGGUGAUUAAGCGGGCUCAGCUCGUUAGCGCGAACAAACCCACACAUUCGCUGGCAGAGAUUUAGGACCCUCUGAAAAACCGCCGGCAAAUAUUUUUCAUCCUGUUUUGUCUGACCGUGGAAGGCGAUGCUCUGGACUGGUCGCCGGCCAAUGACAGAAGAGAUGAGGCAAACAUUGCGCUGAUCCCAAAAUGAUGCGCACAUUAGUGUCACUCCAGACCAAACCCUUCAUCGAUGGCAAUGUCAAAUCUUGUUUGUCAAUUAUUAUCAAAACAUGCCCUGACAUGAUGUGGCGACCAGUCAAUAUUUGACUGUCUCCACCCUGAGAUUGACUGUCCAUUGUCUACAUGUGCCUUGACAUUGACAAGACGACCAGGCAGUUUGUUUGCUUCCUGACAACGACCAGUCAAUUGUUGGUCUGUAUGGACUCUUGACAUUGGUUGGCGACCCAUCGUGGGCGUCCCCUGCCUCUCACCCAAAGUCAGAUGGUAUCGGCUCCAGCUCUCCCUUUUGUUUUUUGCAUUCUGGUCCCCUCAUGUUUUUUUUUCCCGCCAUGGCUUGUCUUGCACUUUCCCCGGCGACCCAUCCUCUCCCAUUUGUCCACUUCCUCAGCCGCUCUCAUUGGGCGACCCGAUAACCUGAUUUUCUCCCCAAUCGGUUUAGCCUCCUCGCCACGCUCGCUCGCUUGCUCACUUGCUCUGGCUGGCUCCCUUCUCUCUAUUUCCAUCUUUGAGCUUUAUCCCUUCAUCUCUGAUCUCCUUCAUCCGCCGCAAUCCUCAUCGGCGCCAGGAGAGCGGAGGAGGACUUGCGCACCGGCGACCAGUCAGUGGGGGGAGCGCCUCAGAGAGCAGCAGAAGCAGCAGCAGCAGCAGCAGCAGCAGCACCUUGGGAUUGUGACGUGCCCACCAAAGGAACGGACGUGUGAAAGACAGUUUCAUUACAGUUUCCUGUCGCCAUGGCAGCCGAGAAAGCUGAGAUGGAUGCGUUGAAAAAGGAGUGCGACGGGCUCCGGGCCAAGAUUGAGGCGGCGCGCAAGGCUGUCAACGACACCACCAUGACAUCGGCGGCGGGCAGCGUGGCCUCGGUGGGUCGCGUUCAGCUCAAGCAGAGGAAGACGCUCAAAGGUCACCUGGCCAAAAUCUACGCCAUGCACUGGUCAGCUGACUCCAGGCAAAUGGUGAGCGCGUCGCAGGAUGGCAAACUUCUGGUGUGGGACACUUUCACAGGGAACAAGCUGGUGGCCGUCCCGCUCAAGUCGGCCUGGGUAAUGAGCGUGGCCUUUGCGCCCUCCGGAAACCUGGUGGCCAGCGGGGGUCUGGACAACAUCUGCACAGUCUACAACAUCAAGGCGGCCAGUCCCAAGACCCUGCGGGAACUGGACGCGCACACAGGCUACCUGUCCUGCUGCCGCUUCCUGAGUGACACGGAGAUCCUGACGGCCUCCGGCGACACCACCUGCUGCCUGUGGGACCUGGAGACGGGCAAGCAGAAGGUGGUGUUCACCAACCACAUCGGCGACUGCAUGUCUCUGGCGCUGUCCCCGGACAUGAACACGUUCAUCUCGGGUGCCUGCGACUCGCUGGCCAAGCUCUGGGACGUCCGGGAAGGCGUCUGCAAGCAGACCUUCAUCGGACACACCAGCGACAUCAACGCCAUCGCUUUCUUCCAGAGCGGCAACGCCAUCAUCACGGGCUCGGACGAUUGCACCUGCAAGAUGUACGACCUGCGCGCCGACCAGGAAGUGAUCGGCUACCAGGACAGCAGCCUGAAUGCCGGCGUCACGUCUCUGGCUCUCUCCAACUCGGGUCGCCUCAUCUUCGCCGGCUACGAUGACUUCAAUUGCCAUAUUUGGGAUUCUCUCAAGGGAGAGAAAGUCGGCGUUCUGUCCGGACACGACAACCGCGUGAGCUGCACCGGCGUUCCCGAGGAUGGCAUGGGCGUCUGCACGGGAUCGUGGGACAGCUUCCUCAAACUCUGGAAUUGAGAGCAUCCGGGGCGGGAGAACCAUCGGGAGAGGGAAGAGAAAACAAUCCCCCCCAAAAAACACACACACGCACACACACACACACACACGCAC
Messenger RNA from Hippocampus comes (tiger tail seahorse), 2134 nucleotides. Its product is annotated as guanine nucleotide-binding protein G(I)/G(S)/G(T) subunit beta-3-like. Gene Ontology annotation, molecular function: protein binding. The record is from RefSeq and is a predicted model, not a curated record. Gene Ontology annotation, biological process: signal transduction. Lineage: Eukaryota; Metazoa; Chordata; Actinopteri; Syngnathiformes; Syngnathidae. The transcript has 9 exons. Bases 1013 to 2041 code for a protein of 342 amino acids.